AUGGCGCGGCAGAAGAGACGGAAAAAUGUAACGCAGGAAGAAAUCGCCAUAGAGGAGAUGAACGAAUCUGACGAAUUGAACUCCCCGGGUGAGGGCGAAAAAACAGAAAGGAAAUACAGACAGAAGCGCAAAAAUUACAGGGAGUUGUACACAGAAUACAAUGAAAGGCGAAACAACAAAAUCGAUUUUUCCUAUUAUAUAAAUAUAGAAGCGACGGUUAUGGAGUUGCUGUUAGAUAAUAAUUUGGAAUCUUUUAAAAAUGCAGGGAAGCUUCUUUUUGUCGUUUUGUCUGGCAUGUCCCCCAGAGUGAUGUACGUUAAGAAAGUACUAGAUUUGGUAAAUUAUUUUUUUUACAAAGGAGGGGUUAAAUUUUAUCAUAGUCCUAUGCACCUGAAGAUCCUCCUCUUCAUUUUUAACAGAAUAAAAUCUAGAUAUAUGAUUCCACGUCUGCGCAUUUUUAACCUCCUAAUGUGUAAUAAUAACUUAAAGGAACUGGAAAAGUACAAAUAUAUUUACACCCCAAAGAUUAUCUUCUUAACCUAUGUCGAUCAUCUGUAUUACCACGUAAAAGAUUUCAUGAUCACGGUGAGGAAAAUGCUAAUGCAAGACUGGAUUGAUAAGGUACAGGCUAAAGCGUUAGCAUCGAGCAAGUCCAGGGAAGACCUCCUAAAAAAACUAAAGGCAAGUGAAAAAAUAGUCCUAUAUAAAGAAACCGAUGAGGAUGUAUUAAUACACUUCUCAAAAUUGUUCAAGAUGGAGUUUGCAAAAUCUUUGGAUAAAUCGCUGAAGCAAUUAAUAGAGCAAUGCGUUGUAACUAAUUUACCCCUGCACAGCAUCUACCUGGACAUUUACAUUCUGUACAAUAUAAAGAACGUGGUGAAACUGCUCGUGGUGAUAGACCAGCUGUUAUGUUCCCUCUUUCCGUAUUACUACUUUUACGAAUUGAAAUUGAAACUUUUGCUUUUGCAUAUACAUAGGUGCCAUGAGGGGGUUGCUUUGCAGGAGGGAGCUCCAACUGGUGCGCUAUCACAUCCGAUUGUAGAUCCUACAAAUGACGCCACAGCUAUUGGAACAACCGAUGUGACAGUCAUGAAAAGCGAAGGGGACGAAGGCAAUUUUCCGAACGUGGCCCCCUCCACGAAUAACGCUAUUAACGCCAUUUCGCUUAUUAGAACCCUAGGAGGACGAAAAUCAGACGAGAACAGCACCCUCAUGUAUGAAGAAUCAUCUGUGGGCAACGUAAAUUACCAGCUGGACAAAAAUGGCCAGAGAGAAUUAAGAAAGUUGCUAAAACUGAGGAAGAAGCAGAAGCAAGAAGCCGAUGAAUGUCUGAACAGUCUUUACAGUAGUGACUCCAGCAAGAGUGACAACAGCAACUUAAAUGAACCUGGAAUGGAGCAUAACUUACCAGAGGAUGAACAGUUCAAUGAAAAUAAUGACAAUAAUAAAAAUUUAUAUUUAGACGCUUUUAUGAAUUUAUAUAUUAACUCCACAGAAGGAAUGGUGAACAGUUUACCGUCCCUGAGUGAGUUAAACGAUCUUCACCCUUUGAAGCAAUUGAAUGAGAAAAUUAGAAGCAAGCGGGAGGAGGGAAACCUCAACAGUAUUGUCUUACCCAUGUUGAAGGGGGCAAAGAUAAGUGACAUAAACAGUGUAGACAUGAGCGUAAGCAUGAUGGAAAAUGCUAAGGAUCUCCUAGGGGAAAACGAAAUAGACAACCAGUUUAAUAUAAAACAGAGUGAACAGUUGUCAGGGGAUGACCCCAUUACAAUGAAAAAGGAAGAACCAAAGAAAGAAAAACGAGCAAGCCUCCCCAAAAUUGAAAAUAUCCAUAAGGGCACAUAUAACGACAUGGCGUAUAAUAUAAAUGCUGUUGCAAACGUCGCCAAAAGUUUAAUGCAUUCAUCAAUAUAUGACCCCAUAUAUGUAAAGCUUUUUUACCUUUAUCUUUUGCCUGUCAUUUCGUUUGAAAAAAGAGUAGACGUAUUUUUAACUUACUCAUGCGCAAGAUACAAAAUUAUGAAGCCAUUAAUUUUUAUCCUUUUUUAUAAUAACCAUACGGGGACGUAUAUUCUUAAUACAGUCAAGCAGAUUUUUAAACAGGAUAAGUUCCUUUUUGAAAAAUAUAAAAGCACAUAUUUCAAUGGACUUUCCUUGAGAGAUAUUCCAAAGAGCCAUUUUAUCUUUCUGCUGCUCCUCUCCGUUUUUUUUUACGAUCAUAGGGGGGAGUCCCUCCUCUACAUGUUCAAACUGUUUUGCAACUACGACCAAGACGUCAUCAGCGACCAGGAGCGGGACAUAAAUUACAAGAAAAUACACGAAGACGUGGUGCUUGAAAAUGACCAAAAGUACACGGAGCAGAAGAAAAGCAUAAAUAUAAUAAUCAUAAAGUUUAUCGAAAUAUAUGAGGAGAAAUUUGGCACCCGCCUUUGCGAAUACUUUGAUUUCUACAGAAUAUUUUUUAUACUCUUUGCUUCGUGUGUUGACGUGGAGUAG
Plasmodium coatneyi is the source of this 2496-nucleotide messenger RNA. RefSeq lists its product as uncharacterized. Bases 1 to 2496 code for a protein of 831 amino acids. Lineage: Eukaryota; Apicomplexa; Aconoidasida; Haemosporida; Plasmodiidae. The record is from RefSeq and is a predicted model, not a curated record. The transcript is spliced from 2 exons.